This is a messenger RNA of Capra hircus (goat), 558 nucleotides long. RefSeq names its product heat shock protein family B (small) member 9 (gene HSPB9). Gene Ontology annotation, cellular component: cytoplasm; nucleus. Lineage: Eukaryota; Metazoa; Chordata; Mammalia; Artiodactyla; Bovidae. The transcript has a single exon. The coding region runs from base 55 to 528 and encodes 157 amino acids. The record is from RefSeq and is a predicted model, not a curated record.
UCCGACGGGCCGCUAAGUUCUGAGCCUCGAGCCCAACAGCAGUUGCUCACUCGGAUGCAGCGGGUCGGUGGCAGUCUCCCUAGCGGGAGCCAGUCAGCCUCCCGAUGUCCCAGCGUGGCCUUUACUGAACAGAACCAGGUGGCCACUCUACCGGUGCAGCGGCUCACGGAGGAUGUGGCAGCUGUGCGGGACAACGUCCACCCGGAAGAUGGCUUCCAGAUGAAACUGUAUGCCCAUGGCUUCACCCCCGAGGAGCUGUUGGUUCAGGUGAACAGCGGAUGCCUGGUGGUGACUGGCCAGCGACAACUGGAGGGCUGCAACCCGGAUGGGACCGGCUUCCGCGUGGCGCAGAAGGUGCACCAGCAAAUGUCACUACCACCGGACCUGGAUCCCGCUGCCAUGACUUGCUGCCUGACCCCCUCCGGCCAGCUGUGUGUCCGUGGCCAGUGCCGGGCACUGCCUCCCUCUGAGGCUCAAACAGGACCCGCCUCGAGAUUCAGAAGCCGUGGCUCUAAGAAACUAGCCUGACCCAGUAAACAACCACCGUAGUGAGCAACA